CCGCCUGCAGCAGAGUAUUGGCUUCAGAAACCGGGUCAGAGCGUGAAGCAGACCGAGCUGGAACCCCGAGGAACCCCUUGUCCGAGAGGAAUGACCAGCGAGUCCUCCGGGCGCCAGGGGGCGCUGGACGGCCGCUCAGAGGUCAGAGGUCAGGCGACUCACGUGUGGCGGAGGGCCGGUGGCGGAGCGGACGAGCAUCUGCUAUGCGUAAUCUGAAAUUACUGCAAAGCCUGCACUGCAGCAAAUGGCAGUGCUUGGGAGUCCCUCAGUGUCUGACCAUUCGUACGGAUACUGGAAUAGUGCUGGUGGGAUCGAACGUGGGAAUCACUGAACUUGAUCCACAUACGGAGCAGGUGGUCAACAAGGUGUCUUUGGUUGAAGAAGCGUAUCUCCCUGAAGAUGGCUCUGGGUGUAUUGUUGGUAUUGAGGAUCUACCAGAUCAGGAAUUGGUGUGCAUUGCCACUGCAUCUGGAGAUGUUAUACUUUAUACUCCAAGCACAAAUCAGCUGGAAUGCGUUGGCAGUGUCGACAGCGGACUAAGUGGGAUGAGCUGGAGUCCAGACCAGGAAUUGGUUGUACUUACCACACGACAAGAGACAAUUAUAAUGAUGACUAAGGACUUUGAGCCAGUCACUGAAGUCAAAAUUCACCAGGAUGAGUUUGGUGAAGGAAAGUUCAUCACUGUUGGUUGGGGGAGAAAGGAGACCCAAUUCCAUGGAACUGAAGGUAAAGAAGCAGCUCUUCGUAAGCUAGUGGAAGUUGAGCCAGCCCUUCCGUGGGAUGAUCAUAAGUUCCGUGUGACCUGGCGAGGUGAUGGACAGCUGUUUGCAGUUAGUGCCAUUUGUCCAUUGACAGGAUCCAGAAAGCUGAGGAUAUGGAAUAGAGAAUGUGUGCUCCAAUCAACCAGUGAACUUGUUAAUGGUCUUGAGUCUGCCCUGUGCUGGAAACCAUCGGGCAGUUUAAUUGCAUCUACACAGCGAAAGCCCAACAAACAUAAUGUUGUAUUCUUCGAACAGAAUGGUUUACUGCAUGGGGAAUUUUCACUUCCUUUUGAUAAAGACCAAGUUAAGGUAAAUGAGCUGGUCUGGAACAGUGAGUCUACUGUGCUGGCAGUUUGGCUGGAGGAUUUAAAAUCAGAUGAAGGAAACAAUGAAGGCCAGAGAAAUACAUAUGUUCAGUUGUGGACUGUAGAAAACUACCACUGGUACCUGAAGCAGAGUCUGCAUUUUGGUUAUGAAUGCAUUGUGUCCCUAAUGUGGAAUCCUGAGAGCCCCUAUCAGCUCCAUGUUCUCUGUAGCGGAUGGUGUUACUACUCCUAUAACUGGCAUUGGACGACAGAUAGAAGUAAAGGCGGUGACAGCAAUGAUUUUGCUAACAUAGCUGUGAUUAAUGGAGAUAAGGUAGAUGUCACACCUUUCCGCCAGGCAGUCAUUCCGCCUCCAAUGUGCGCUUAUCAAUUGCAAUUACCCUGCCCAGUUAAUCAGAUUAUCUUCUCCUCGGAUCCACAAAGGAGCAAUGAUUUAGCCGUCUUAACAGCUGAUAACCAGAUUUCAAUAUACCAGGCUGAUGAUGGUGCGAAUCAAGAUUGCACCACUAAUACAGAAGCUAUUGGAGGAAGAGGAAUGACAAAGCACUUUACAAAUCCCAAACUGGUCAAAAUAUGCAGAAUUAAUUUUGAAGAAGAACAUAGUGACUGUCUGAAGCCUUUGAAGUUACGUUUUAUAACCUGGAUAAGCGAAAAUAAGUUUUUGAGUGUGUUUCAAGGUCUGACCACAUCCCAGUCUGUUGUGUGUCAGUUGGUAACUUCAUCAGACGAUAAUCAAGAGGGAACACUAUGGAUCAGGAGUCCCAUAUCUGUUGAUGGGCAGAUUAUCAACCUCUGCCACAACCAUAAGACACAGACUGUGGCCUUGGAACUCUCUAAUGGACAGAUCCUAAGAUACAUGUGGGAUACUGAGUCCUCUGAGCCAUGUGUCAAACCAUGGAGGUCAGCUGAUGGAUGUCUGGUACGAUUUUCUCAGCCUUGUGUACAGACAGCUCUAUGUAAAAUUGAAGGCGAGGAAGUGGUAUUGGGUCUGACAGAAAAAUCUCGUUUUUUUGUUAAUGUGUCAGAGAUAGCUUCCAAUGUUAAUUCAUUUAUAGUACACGAUGAGUUCCUGCUAUUCACAACCCAUUCUCACACUUGUCGCUGUCUCAAUCUUAGGACUGCUUCAUUAAAAGCUUUGCUGCAUCUUUCAAGCAGUGAUUCCCAGCCAAAUGAUGAGACAGUUCGCAGAGUGGAAAGGGGAUCUCGUAUAGUGACUGUGGUACCUCACGAUGCCAAACUCAUUUUACAGAUGCCACGAGGAAAUCUGGAAGUUAUUCAUCACAGAGCAUUAAUUCUUGCCCAGCUCAGAAAAUACCUGGACAGGCUAAAGUUCAAGGAGGCCUUUGAAUGUAUGAGAAAACUGAGAAUAAAUCUUAAUCUUAUCUAUGAUCACAAUCCAAAGGUCUUUUUAGAAAAUAUGGAGAAUUUCUUGCAACAGAUCACUUCCAUAAGUUACAUCAACUUGUUCCUGACUGAACUGAAAGAGGAAGAUGUCACAAAAACGAUGUACCCAUAUGUCUCAAACUCAUCUACUUCUGCACCUGAGAUUGGGAGUAAAGUGGACACAAUCUGUGAUGCAUUGCGAACUGCAAUGGAGAGAAUAAACCCUCACAAGUACUGUUUGCCUAUACUGACCUGCCACGUACGAAAGAGUGUUCCAGAACUGGAAACUGCUCUCCAGAAAGUCCAUGAGCUCAGGGUGAAUCCUCCAAGUGACCCUGAGGCAGUCAGUACUGAGGAAGCCCUGAAAUAUCUCCUCUUUCUAGUAGAUGUUAAUGAACUGUAUGAUCAUGCACUGGGUACAUAUGACUUCGAACUGGUGAUGAUGGUAGCAGAAAAAUCACAAAAGGAUCCAAAGGAAUAUCUACCAUUUUUAAAUAAAUUAAAGAAAAUGGAGGCUAAUUACCAGCGAUAUACCAUUGAUAAAUGUUUGAAGCGUUACAUUAAAGCUGUCAAGCACCUAAGUAAAUGUGGUCGUCAGCAUUUCACUGAGCUUCUAAACUUGGUAAAGGACCAAAAGAUGUACAGUGAUGCCUUAAAAUUAUUCCCGGCAAACAGCCAAGAAUACAGGGACAUUAAUGUUGCAUUUGGCGAGUACCUCAUCGAGAAGCAAUACUUUGAGCAGGCAGGGCUGAUCUUCACACGAUCUGGGGAAUAUGAAAAGGCACUGAAUGCUUUCCUGCAGUGCUGCAAUUGGCAGCAGGCCCUUUGCAUGGCUGCUCAGCUCCACUAUACUGAUGACAAAAUGAUUAACAUAGCACGCACCUUAGCAGGGCGAUUGAAGGAACACCGCAGAUAUUCUGAGGCAGCCUUAAUCCUGGAACAGUAUGCUCAGGACUGUGAAGAAGCCAUUACAUCAUUUUUAGAAGGAUGUGCCUGGGAAGAGUCAUUAAGACUGAUUUAUAAGUACAACAGGAGUGAUAUUUUGGAAACAAACCUGAAACCUUCCAUAUUGGAAGCCUAUAACAACCAGGUGGCAUUCCUCGAUUCUCAAAAAAUAUUAUUUAUUCGUCAUAAAUCUCGCCUUAAAAUUGUACGGGAAAUGAAACUGAAAGCACAAGAAGGAUUGUUAGAUGAGGAAAUGGCUGAUGGCCCAGAUUCUGAUCUGUAUUCAGAAAGAAGCAGUUUGUGGUCAGCGGGUGGAAUGAGCUCCAAAUAUUCACACAGUAACUCCAGGAUAUCAGCGCGGAGUUCAAAAAACCGUCGUAAAGCAGAACGAAAGAAGCACAGCUUGAAGGAGGGGAGUGCUAUGGAAGACAUAGCACUGCUGGAAGCAUUGAAAGAAAUAAUAUGUACAGUGGACAAACUGACAGGUGAAGUUCACAGCUUACUGAAAGUUUUGGUCCUUUUUGGCUUUGAUGAUCAGGCUUCAGAGCUGCAAAAAGUUCUUGAGGGCAUCCUACAGCUAAUGGAAAAGUCAAUUGCAGACAUCUGGCACUCUGAUGUGAAGAAAUCCACUCUCUGUCCAGUUCUUGGCCCAGAUUCUACUGUGAAUAGUAUUACCAGCUCCCUCCAAUGGCCAAGAAGUGGAACAACAGCUCACCAAGAUGAAGAGAUCUUUGUUCCACCCAAGCUCAGUAAGAACAUGAAGUGGAAGCUGAAUAUUCUAUGAAUUAACUCCAGUCAACCAUAUCACCAUCUUUGGUCUGUGUAUGAUGCAGUCAACAUUACAUAACUGGCUUGUGAAAAUGAUUAACAGUGGUGGAUGCACAACAGGAAUAUGGAUGCUUUCUGCAGAUACGAAGGAUGACCAUGACAUUAUGUCAAUCAUAAUCACAGUAAUAUUAACCAUCAGUUCAAAAUCUUGGUCGACUGUUAUAUCCUUGUAAAAUAAAAAUCUGUAUUUUAUUUUCUUUUACAAAUGA
This is a messenger RNA of Hypanus sabinus (Atlantic stingray), 4452 nucleotides long. RefSeq names its product elongator acetyltransferase complex subunit 1 (gene elp1). The transcript is spliced from 37 exons. Gene Ontology annotation, molecular function: tRNA binding; protein binding. The coding region runs from base 204 to 4199 and encodes 1331 amino acids. NCBI's taxonomy places the organism in Eukaryota, Metazoa, Chordata, Chondrichthyes, Myliobatiformes, Dasyatidae. The record is from RefSeq and is a predicted model, not a curated record. Gene Ontology annotation, biological process: tRNA wobble base 5-methoxycarbonylmethyl-2-thiouridinylation. Gene Ontology annotation, cellular component: cytosol; elongator holoenzyme complex.